AUGGCCAACCAACAAGGGAAAUCAACUACCUCCAUCCUCUCCCUUCCCACCGAGGUGGUAUCGGAGGUCCUUGCACGUGUCGGGUCAUCUUCCUCGACUGAUCUUUUUAGCGCAAAACUAUGCUGCAAGUUGUUUAACGAGGCGUCCGCCGCAGACACCAUAUACCAGCGGGUGUCACUGGAGAAGUUUGAAAUCGUCCCCUGGCACAAAAACGACAAAGUAUCCAGGUUCCUGAAGAAGUGCAGACAAUGCCAAAAUCCAGAAGCGAUGUAUCGGAAAGCCGUGGUUGACUAUUUUUCGGACAAGCAUUUGGACGCUGCAUUGGAAUGCCUCGAAGAGGCUGCCGAUUCAGGCCACCCCGACGCUGCAUAUGCGUUGGGAAUCAUUUACCUCUUUGUUGGUACCGACGAGUUCAAGCGCAGAGGCAUGGGACUGCUCAGCGGGUUGCAGAAAUCCAGAUUUCUGCAAGGGGCAUGGAAACUUUGUCGUGAAAAUUUGCGAGCGCUGGUGAGGAUGAUAUGGGUCAAGAAUCCUGUGUUUCUAAACCCAGCGCCCAUUUGUUGUGCCAUGACACACGAGAGGAAAACAUCUUCAUGGCCUAUGGAUGCCGAUGACGUGGAGGAGAUUACAUGUGAAGGCUGCGCUUGCGAUGAAGAAAUUGCAGCAAUUUGUGCCGCCCUACCCAACCGUUAG
Coffea eugenioides is the source of this 693-nucleotide messenger RNA. Its product is annotated as putative F-box protein At1g67623. Gene Ontology annotation, molecular function: protein binding. The record is from RefSeq and is a predicted model, not a curated record. Bases 1 to 693 code for a protein of 230 amino acids. Lineage: Eukaryota; Viridiplantae; Streptophyta; Magnoliopsida; Gentianales; Rubiaceae. The transcript has 3 exons.